Messenger RNA from Eimeria acervulina, 962 nucleotides. Its product is annotated as acyl-coenzyme A oxidase, putative. The annotation marks the transcript as partial. NCBI's taxonomy places the organism in Eukaryota, Apicomplexa, Conoidasida, Eucoccidiorida, Eimeriidae. Gene Ontology annotation, molecular function: fatty acid binding; acyl-CoA oxidase activity; FAD binding. Gene Ontology annotation, cellular component: peroxisome. Gene Ontology annotation, biological process: lipid homeostasis; fatty acid beta-oxidation using acyl-CoA oxidase. The transcript is spliced from 5 exons. The record is from RefSeq and is a predicted model, not a curated record.
AUGUCGAUUGCCUUUAUUCACGCCGGCAGAUGGACUGACAAACUCUACCACGCAUUCAAGGCUGAGGCGGAGCAGAAUAACUUUGAGCGGUUAGAAGAGCUACACUUAGUUACGAGUUGUUUAAAGGCUUAUAUGACUCUUGCUGCAGCAGAAGGCAUGGAGAGAUGCAGAAGAGCUUGUGGAGGUCAUGGUUAUUUACAGGCGUCGGGUGUCUCCUUACACCUCGUUAGCUUCCUGCCUCAAGUCACCUAUGAGGGAGACUUUAUUAUUUUAUCUCUUCAAGCGGGGAGGCUGCUGCUGAAAGUCGUUGGACAGCGAAUGGCUGGGGAGACACCCCGUGGGGCCUUAACUUCUUCUGUGCGUCAUCUGUACACCUGCGACUUGGAGACUGUCUCUAAACCGCAGCAGCCCUCGACAGAAGAGCUUUUGUCUCCUCAGUGGAUUGUUCAGGCCUUCGAAAGGAGGUCCUCUGUGAUGGUAUACCGUGCGGCAGAGCGUUUUGCUGCGCUUGGGGGCCCCUCGUCUCCAGAGGCCUUUGAAGAGAUAAAAGUGAAUUUAACUCAGGUUGCUGUCUCUCAUGCUCAAUUGUUAGUGCUCCGUGCUGCUGCAGCACGUCUAGAGGAGCUGCAGCAGCAGGGCCAGGUGUCUGUACACCGCAUUCUCGGGUGUCUCUUCAGUUGCCUCGCCCUCUCCUGGCUAGAUGAACACUUAGCAGACUUCCUUACCACACAAACUAUUCAUCUAGAUGCGCAUAAUAAUAUCAAGGAGACACUUGCUGCUGCAUGCAAACAAGCAAGAACAACUGCAGUCCCCGUUGCAGAUGCAUUCGGCCAUUCCGACAACUUCCUCAACUCCGCCCUCGGAAGGUACGACGGGGACGUCUAUCGCGCAUUAUUUGACUCAACAAAGAUAGAAGAGCUCAACGAGCAGGACGUCUCUGAUUCAUACAAACUUUAUCUGCA